Molecule: messenger RNA, 1244 nt
Organism: Nycticebus coucang (slow loris)
Lineage: Eukaryota; Metazoa; Chordata; Mammalia; Primates; Lorisidae
Product: proline-rich nuclear receptor coactivator 2
Exons: 1
Coding region: 404-823 (139 amino acids)
Biological process (GO): nuclear-transcribed mRNA catabolic process, nonsense-mediated decay
Cellular component (GO): P-body; nucleus
Source: RefSeq, a predicted model, not a curated record
GGGCAUUUUGUCGGUAGAGGCUGGAGGAGGAGGUCGGGGAGGAGGUAUCGGGUGGUCAGCAGCCAGCUCGUCGCUACUUGUGGGCCUCGUUCGAUCCGUGCCUCGUUUCUCCCUGGAAAGGGAGGGAGGCUUCGACAUUGAGAGGAAGCCGCCGCCUCCGUAGUCCGAGCCUGGAGUUGCUAGGGCUUCUCUCAAACUUGUGUGCUGAGGAGACUCAGAUGUUGGCCUCAGCUCCUAGGCUGAACUCAGCAGAUCAGCCCAUGAAAACUUCUGUAUUGAGACAAAGGAAAGGAUCCUUCAGAAAGCAACACCUAUUAUCCUGGGCUUGGCAGCAAGGAAGAGGACAGGUAGUGGAAAUCCUACAAUCGGGAAAGCAGACUGAAAGGUGACAAAGAAGCUGAAGAUGGGUGGUGGAGAAAGGUAUAACAUUCCAGCCCCUCAAUCUAGAAAUGUUAGUAAGAACCAACAACAGAUUAAUAGACAGAAGACCAAGGAUCAGAAUUCUCAGAUGAAGAUUGUUCAUAAGAAAAAAGAAAGAGGACAUGGUUAUAACUCAUCAGCAGCUGCAUGGCAAGCCAUGCAAAAUGGGGGGAAGAACAAAAAUUUUCCAAAUAAUCAAAAUUGGAACUCAAGCUUAUCAAGUCCCAGCUUACUUUUUAAAUCUCAAGCUAAUCAAAACUAUGCUGGAGCCAAAUUUAGUGAGCCACCAUCACCAAGUGUUCUUCCCAAACCUCCAAGCCACUGGGUUCCUGUUUCCUUCAAUCCUUCAGAUAAGGAAAUAAUGACAUUUCAACUUAAAACCUUACUUAAAGUACAAGUAUAAAAUAAGAUAAAGUAUACUGUUGCUUAUGGAUAUAGUCAACUGGUCUGAAACAGAUUGACUAGGGAAUCCUUUUGUGUAGAACUAAUUAUAAGUGAAAAGUAUAUUUAGACUUCAUCUCAUUUGCUCUACGUGUUGUGUGCACUGUGAUGUAAUAGUAUCAGUGCAGCUUAAAGAAAUUAAUGAUUUGUAUUUGGUAAUAUUCUCAACUGAGUAUCUUAUAAGUGAAACUAUUCAAGUUUAGAUUUGGGGAAUGGUAAAGGAAUCAGCUUUUUCUAUUGUUGGGGGAAAAACAGUAAUUUAAGAUUAUCAUUCAUGGGUCUUAGUAGAUUUAUGUGUUGAGUUAGCGACUAAGAUGAUAAGCAUCUAGCUAAGACAGAGAUUGAAAACUAGUUGAACAUUUCAAAGUUAAAUAUACUAGAAA